AUGCUCUCCACCGCCCUGCGCCGCCCGCUCCUGGCCCGCCCGCUCGCCCGCCGCCUCUCGACAUCCCCGCCCCCUCCCGGCUCCCCCCGGCGCUUCUCCGCGCUCGCGCUCUCGCUCUUCUCCCUCGGCUGCUCCUCUGCCUACCUCCUCGGCGCGCUCUACCCGCCGCCCCUCCUCACCCUCCUCGCCCCGCGGCCCGGCCCCGCCCCUCCGCACCCGUCCUCGCCCGAGGCCGCCGCGCACGCCGCGGAGCUCGAGGCGGCGCUGCAGGCGCUCCCGCCGCUCGCCGCCGCGCGCGGCGCGCCGGACGUGGGCGAGUGGUACGAGACGCGGCCGUACACGCACGUCCCCGAGGAGCGGCGGGUGAACAGCCUGACGGCGGGCGCGCUCGCGGGGCCGGGGCGGCUGGCGGUGCGCCCGCUGGUGAGGGCGCGCAGGGACGAGAGCGAGAGCUGGGUGUUUGUGCACGUUGGGCGGGGCGUGUGCGGGCACGAGGGGAUCGUGCAUGGGGGGCUGCUUGCGACGCUGCUGGAUGAGGGGAUGGGCAGGGUGGCGAUCCAAAACCUGCCCGAGAAAGUGGGUGUCACGGCUACGCUGAAUAUCACGUACCGCGCACCGACGCGUGCGGACCAAUUCAUCAUCCUCAAGACGAAGCUCGACCGCCAGUCGGGGCGCAAGGCGUGGGUGAGCGGGCGCGUCGAGGACGCGAACGGGAAGCUGCUCGUCGAGGCGAACGCGAUGUUCGUCCAGCCGAAAUACGCCGCCCUCCUGAACAAGUCCGCCAUCAGGCAGGUGAUGGGCGACCCCGAGCUCGACGCACAGGCGCGGCCCGUCGUCGAGGGCGCGGUGUACCCCACGCAGGGCCGCGACGAGCGCGAGGCGUAGGUGACCCGCAUACAGCGGUGCUCGGGGGACAGGAAGGGCAGAGUCAGGAGCGGGAGGCGGGAUGUGGAGGAGAGAGGCGAGUAGAGAUAGACUGACAGCGCUCACCCG
Messenger RNA from Gloeophyllum trabeum ATCC 11539, 993 nucleotides. RefSeq names its product Thioesterase/thiol ester dehydrase-isomerase. Lineage: Eukaryota; Fungi; Basidiomycota; Agaricomycetes; Gloeophyllales; Gloeophyllaceae. Bases 1 to 885 code for a protein of 294 amino acids. The transcript is spliced from 4 exons. The record is from RefSeq and is a predicted model, not a curated record.